GUCCAGCUUUAAAAAGCUCCAAGAACUGUCUCACUUCCAGGCUACAUCUUCUCACUUGCUAACAAGGACCUCUGAGUUCAGCAGUCAUGAGUGCAGACUCAGAAAUGGCUGUUUUUGGGGAGGCUGCUCCUUUCCUCCGGAAGUCUGAAAAGGAGCGCAUUGAGGCCCAGAAUAGGCCCUUUGAUGCCAAGACAUCUGUCUUUGUGGCUGAGCCCAAGGAAUCCUUCGUCAAAGGGACUAUCCAGAGCAGAGAAGGAGGGAAAGUGACAGUGAAGACUGAAGGAGGAGCAACUCUGACGGUGAAGGAUGAUCAGGUGUACCCCAUGAACCCUCCCAAAUUUGACAAGAUUGAGGACAUGGCCAUGAUGACUCACCUGCAUGAGCCUGCCGUGCUGUACAACCUCAAAGAGCGUUAUGCAGCCUGGAUGAUCUACACCUACUCAGGCCUCUUCUGUGUCACUGUCAACCCCUACAAGUGGCUGCCGGUGUACAACCCCGAGGUGGUGGGGGCCUACAGAGGCAAAAAGCGCCAGGAGGCCCCACCCCACAUCUUCUCCAUCUCUGACAACGCCUAUCAGUUCAUGCUGACAGACCGGGAGAAUCAGUCAAUCCUGAUCACCGGAGAAUCCGGGGCAGGGAAGACCGUGAACACCAAGCGUGUCAUCCAGUACUUUGCAACAAUUGCAGUCACUGGGGACAAGAAGAAGGAGGAAGCAACUUCUGGCAAAAUACAGGGGACUCUGGAAGAUCAAAUCAUCAGUGCCAACCCCUUACUGGAGGCCUUUGGCAAUGCCAAGACUGUGAGGAAUGACAACUCCUCUCGCUUUGGAAAAUUCAUCAGAAUCCACUUUGGCACUACAGGAAAACUGGCUUCUGCUGAUAUUGAAACAUAUCUGUUAGAGAAGUCUAGAGUUACUUUCCAGCUGAAGGCUGAAAGAAGCUACCAUAUUUUUUAUCAGAUCACAUCAAACAAGAAACCAGAACUAAUUGAAAUGCUUCUGAUUACCACGAACCCAUAUGAUUACCCAUUUGUCAGUCAAGGGGAAAUCAGUGUGCCCAGCAUUGAUGAUCAGGAAGAACUGAUGGCCACAGAUAGUGCUAUUGAUAUAUUGGGCUUUACUAAUGAAGAAAAGAUAUCCAUUUACAAGCUGACGGGGGGCGUAAUGCAUUAUGGAAAUCUGAAAUUUAAGCAAAAGCAGCGUGAGGAGCAAGCAGAGCCAGAUGGCACUGAAGUUGCUGACAAGGCAGCCUAUCUUCAGGGUCUGAACUCUGCCGAUCUGCUCAAAGCUCUCUGCUACCCCAGGGUCAAGGUUGGCAAUGAGUUCGUUACCAAAGGCCAGACUGUAGAACAGGUGACCAAUGCGGUGGGUGCUCUGGCCAAGGCUGUCUACGAGAAGAUGUUCCUGUGGAUGGUCACCCGCAUCAACCAGCAGCUGGACACCAAGCAGCCGAGGCAGUACUUUAUUGGGGUCUUGGACAUCGCUGGUUUUGAGAUUUUUGAUUUCAACAGCCUGGAGCAGCUGUGCAUCAACUUCACCAACGAGAAACUGCAACAGUUUUUCAACCACCACAUGUUCGUGCUGGAGCAGGAGGAGUACAAGAAGGAAGGCAUCGAGUGGACUUUCAUCGACUUCGGCAUGGACCUGGCCGCCUGCAUCGAGCUCAUCGAGAAGCCUAUGGGCAUCUUCUCCAUCCUGGAGGAGGAGUGCAUGUUCCCCAAGGCAACAGACACCUCCUUCAAGAACAAACUGUAUGACCAGCAUCUAGGCAAGUCUGCCAACUUCCAGAAGCCCAAGGUUGUCAAAGGCAAGGCUGAGGCUCACUUUGCACUGAUUCACUAUGCCGGCACUGUGGACUACAACAUUAAUGGCUGGCUGGAGAAGAACAAGGACCCUCUGAAUGAGACUGUGGUCGGGCUAUACCAGAAAUCAUCAGUGAAGACUCUGGCUCACCUCUUCUCUGGGGCUCAAACUGCUGAAGGAGAGGCAAGUGGAGGUGCCAAGAAAGGUGGUAAGAAGAAGGGCUCUUCUUUCCAGACUGUGUCUGCUCUUUUCAGGGAGAAUUUGAACAAGCUGAUGACCAACCUAAGGAGUACCCAUCCUCAUUUUGUGAGGUGUAUCAUACCCAAUGAGACAAAAACUCCUGGUGCCAUGGAGCAUGAACUUGUCCUGCACCAGCUGAGGUGUAAUGGUGUGCUGGAAGGCAUCCGCAUCUGUAGGAAAGGAUUCCCAAGCAGAAUCCUUUAUGCAGACUUCAAACAGAGAUACAAAGUAUUAAAUGCAAGUGCUAUACCUGAGGGACAAUUCAUUGAUAGCAAGAAGGCUUCUGAGAAGCUCCUUGGGUCCAUCGAUAUCGACCACACCCAGUAUAAAUUUGGUCACACCAAGGUGUUUUUCAAAGCUGGUCUUCUGGGGCUCCUAGAGGAGAUGAGAGAUGACAAGCUGGCCCAGCUGAUCACUCGAACCCAGGCCAGAUGCAGAGGGUUCUUGGCAAGAGUAGAGUACCAGAGGAUGGUAGAGAGAAGGGAGGCCAUCUUCUGCAUCCAGUACAACAUCCGCUCUUUUAUGAAUGUCAAGCACUGGCCCUGGAUGAAACUCUUCUUCAAGAUCAAGCCCCUCUUGAAGAGUGCAGAGACUGAGAAGGAGAUGGCCAACAUGAAGGAAGAGUUUCAGAAAACUAAAGAUGAACUUGCUAAGUCAGAGGCAAAAAGGAAAGAAUUAGAAGAAAAGAUGGUGUCACUGUUGAAAGAAAAAAAUGACUUGCAGCUCCAGGUCCAGGCUGAAGCUGAAGGGUUGGCUGAUGCAGAGGAAAGGUGUGACCAGCUGAUCAAAACCAAAAUCCAGCUUGAGGCCAAAAUCAAGGAGGUGACCGAGAGAGCCGAGGAUGAGGAAGAGAUCAAUGCUGAGCUGACGGCCAAGAAGAGAAAACUGGAGGAUGAAUGUUCAGAACUCAAGAAAGACAUUGAUGACCUUCUCGGGGAGCAGAUUGACAACCUGCAGCGGGUCAAACAGAAGCUGGAGAAGGAGAAGAGCGAGAUGAAGAUGGAGAUCGAUGACCUUGCUAGUAAUGUAGAAACGGUCUCCAAAGCCAAGGGAAACCUAGAGAAAAUGUGUCGGACCCUGGAGGACCAAUUGAGUGAACUUAAAUCAAAGGAAGAAGAGCAGCAGCGGCUGAUCAAUGACCUCACAGCCCAGAGAGGACGCCUGCAGACUGAAUCUGGUGAAUUUUCACGCCAACUUGAUGAAAAAGAAGCUCUGGUGUCUCAGUUAUCCAGGGGCAAACUAGCAUUUACUCAACAAAUUGAGGAAUUAAAGAGGCAACUUGAAGAGGAGAUAAAGGCCAAGAAUGCCCUGGCGCACGCCCUGCAGUCCUCCCGCCACGACUGUGACCUGCUGCGGGAACAGUAUGAGGAGGAACAGGAAUCCAAGGCUGAGCUGCAGAGGGCGCUGUCCAAGGCCAACAGUGAGGUUGCCCAGUGGAGGACCAAAUAUGAGACGGACGCCAUCCAGCGCACAGAGGAGCUGGAGGAGGCCAAGAAGAAGCUGGCCCAGCGUCUGCAGGCUGCUGAGGAACACGUAGAAGCUGUAAAUGCCAAAUGUGCUUCCCUGGAGAAGACGAAGCAGAGGCUGCAGAAUGAGGUGGAGGACCUUAUGCUCGAUGUGGAAAGAACAAACGCUGCCUGUGCAGCCCUGGACAAAAAGCAAAGGAACUUUGAUAAGAUCCUGGCAGAAUGGAAACAGAAAUAUGAGGAAACACAUGCUGAGCUUGAGGCCUCCCAGAAGGAGUCUCGCUCCCUUGGCACUGAGCUGUUCAAGAUGAAGAAUGCCUACGAGGAAUCCUUGGAUCAGCUAGAAACCCUGAAGAGAGAGAACAAAAACUUACAGCAGGAGAUUUCUGAUCUUACGGAGCAGAUCGCGGAAGGAGGAAAACGUAUCCAUGAACUGGAGAAAAUAAAGAAACAAGUGGAACAAGAGAAGUCUGAACUUCAGGCUGCUUUAGAAGAAGCAGAGGCAUCUCUUGAACAUGAGGAGGGAAAGAUCCUGCGAAUCCAGCUUGAGCUGAACCAAGUCAAGUCAGAAAUCGACAGGAAAAUUGCUGAAAAGGAUGAGGAGAUUGACCAGCUGAAGAGAAACCACAUCAGAGUGGUGGAGUCAAUGCAGAGCACCCUGGAUGCUGAGAUCAGGAGCAGGAACGAUGCCAUCAGGCUCAAGAAGAAGAUGGAGGGAGACCUCAAUGAAAUGGAAAUCCAGCUGAACCAAGCAAAACGCAUGGCUGCUGAGGCCCUGAGGAACUACAGGAACACCCAAGGCAUCCUCAAGGACACCCAGCUCCACCUGGAUGAUGCUCUCCGGGGCCAGGAGGACCUAAAGGAGCAGCUGGCCAUGGUAGAGCGCAGAGCCAACCUGCUGCAGGCUGAGAUCGAGGAGCUGCGGGCCACUCUGGAGCAGACGGAGAGGAGCAGGAAGAUUGCGGAGCAGGAGCUCCUGGAUGCCAGUGAACGUGUCCAGCUCCUGCACACCCAGAACACCAGCCUGAUCAACACCAAGAAGAAGCUGGAGACAGACAUUUCCCAAAUCCAGGGAGAGAUGGAGGACAUUGUCCAAGAAGCCCGUAAUGCAGAAGAGAAGGCCAAGAAGGCCAUCACUGAUGCUGCCAUGAUGGCUGAGGAGCUGAAGAAGGAACAGGACACCAGCGCCCACCUGGAGCGGAUGAAGAAGAAUAUGGAACAGACAGUGAAGGACCUGCAGCACCGUCUGGAUGAGGCUGAGCAGCUGGCGCUGAAGGGUGGGAAGAAGCAAAUCCAAAAACUGGAGGCCAGGGUGCGUGAACUGGAAGGAGAGGUUGAGAGUGAGCAAAAGCGUAGUGCUGAGGCUGUCAAAGGUCUGCGUAAACAUGAGAGACGGGUAAAGGAGCUCACUUACCAGACGGAAGAAGAUCGAAAAAAUAUUCUCAGGCUUCAGGAUUUAGUAGAUAAACUGCAGGCGAAAGUCAAAUCUUACAAGAGACAAGCAGAGGAGGCUGAGGAACAAUCCAACACAAAUCUAUCUAAAUUCCGCAAGCUCCAGCACGAGCUGGAAGAGGCUGAGGAACGGGCCGACAUUGCUGAGUCCCAGGUCAACAAGCUGCGGGUGAAGAGCCGGGAGGUUCACACAAAAGUCAUAAGUGAAGAGUGAUCAAGUCUUGAUGCUACAGAGUGACAGAAGAGAGGCACAAAAUGUGACAUCUUUGGUCACUUCCCUCUGUGAUUAUUGUCUAUUCUACCCUACUGCAAAGGAAAUAAAAAGCAUAGGGUACUUUGCAAA
Molecule: messenger RNA, 5303 nt
Organism: Otolemur garnettii (small-eared galago)
Lineage: Eukaryota; Metazoa; Chordata; Mammalia; Primates; Galagidae
Gene: MYH2
Product: myosin-2-like
Exons: 37
Coding region: 87-5174 (1695 amino acids)
Cellular component (GO): myosin complex
Molecular function (GO): actin filament binding; ATP binding; cytoskeletal motor activity
Source: RefSeq, a predicted model, not a curated record